AAUGAUCCAAUGACCCAACUAAUCGCUUAUUUUCCAACACAGGUAACCGCGACAGACGGUGACAAGGACAGACCGCAGAACAUCGUCUACUUCCUGACAGGACAGGGAAUUGAUCCCGAUAAUCCCGCUAACAGCAAGUUCGACAUAAAUAGGACCACCGGGGAGAUAUUUGUCCUGAAGCCUCUUGACCGAGACCAACCGAACGGCAGACCACAAUGGCGAUUUACGGUGUUCGCGCAAGACGAGGGAGGCGAAGGCCUAGUCGGCUACGCUGACGUCCAGGUCAACCUCAAGGACAUCAACGACAACGCCCCUAUAUUCCCGCAGGGUGUCUACUUCGGCAACGUCACCGAGAACGGCACCGCAGGCAUGGUGGUGAUGACCAUGACAGCCGUCGAUUACGACGAUCCCUCUGAAGGCACCAACGCGAGGCUAGUCUACUCCAUCGAGAAGAACGUCAUAGAAGAAGAAACAGGCUCGCCCAUCUUCGAGAUUGAACCCGAAACAGGUGUAAUCAAAACAGCGGUGUGCUGUUUGGAUAGAGAAAGAACGCCGGACUACUCCAUACAAGUAGUGGCGAUGGACGGUGGAGGGCUGAAAGGAACGGGAACCGCCUCUAUUCGAGUCAAAGACAUCAACGACAUGCCACCACAAUUCACCAAAGACGAGUGGUUCACUGAAGUUGACGAAACUGACGGCACCACGCUACCCGAGAUGCCUAUUCUGACGGUAACCGUACACGACGAAGACGAGACCAACAAGUUCCAGUACAAGGUGAUCGAAAACUCCGGCUAUGGCGCAGAUAAGUUCACCAUGGUGCGCAAUAAUGACGGCACCGGGUCUUUAAAGAUCGUCCAACCGCUAGACUACGAAGACCUGUUGCAGAGCAAUGGCUUCCGCUUCCGCAUUCAAGUCAACGACAAAGGCGAAGAUAAUGACAACGACAAAUACCACGUCGCGUAUUCGUGGGUGGUGGUGCGACUGCGAGACAUUAACGACAACAAGCCGCAAUUCGAACGACCCAACAUCGAAGUCUCGGUGUUCGAGAACGCCGAGGUCGGCAAGAGCUUAGAGACCUUCAAGGCUACAGAUCCCGACCAAGGGGGUAAGAGCAAAGUGUCCUACGCCAUCGAUAGGAGUUCGGACCGCAAGCGGCAAUUUUCGAUCAAUCAAGAGGGCACCGUGAGCAUCCAGCGGUCGUUGGAUCGAGAGGAUACUCCGAGACACCAAGUCAAGAUUCUAGCCAUCGACGAUGGCAUACCGCCGAAAACUGCCACAGCUACCUUGACUGUCAUCGUCCAGGACAUCAACGACAACGCUCCCACGUUCCUGAAGGACUAUCGCCCUGUAGUUCCCGAGCACGUGCCACCUAGAAAGGUCGUGGAACUAUUGGCAACCGAUGACGAUGACAGGUCGAAAAGCAACGGUCCUCCCUUCCAAUUCAGGCUCGACCCAAGUGCGAGUGACAUCGUGAGAGCUUCCUUCAAAGUCGAGCAAGAUCAAAAGGGUGCUAACGGCGACGGCAUGGCAAUCAUAACCUCCUUGCGAUCCUUCGACAGAGAACAGCAAAAAGAAUAUUACAUUCCUAUCGUGAUAAAAGACCACGGCAACCCGGCGAUGACAGGUACCAGUACCCUCACAGUAGUCAUUGGUGACGUUAACGACAACAAAAUGCAACCGGGAUCUAAAGAAAUAUUCGUCUACAACUACCAAGGCCAGGCGCCAGACACAGAGAUAGGGAGGGUGUAUGUCUACGAUCUCGACGACUGGGAUUUGCCCGAUAAGAAGUUCUAUUGGGAAGGAAGCGAACACCCGCAUUUCAGGCUGAACGACGACACAGGCAUGAUUUCCAUGAGACAUGGCACUCGCGACGGCACUUACCACCUGAAGUUCAAAGUGUACGAUAGGAAGCAUACGCAGACCGAUGUACCUGCCAACGUAACGGUAACCGUCAAAGAAAUACCUCAUGAGGCUGUGGUCAACUCCGGCUCCGUACGUAUAGCCGACUUGACAGACGAGGAGUUCAUACGCAUAUGGGACUACCACUCCCAAAGCUUAUCAAAGAGCAUGUCCGAGAAAUUCAGGGACAAGAUCGCAGACUUGUUGAAUAUCCCGCGGGAGAACGUGGACGUUUUCAGCGUUCAGUUGAGAAGGAAGCAUCCACCCGUUACCGAUGUGAGAUUCGCUGCUCACGGCUCCCCCUACUACAAACCGGUCCGUCUCAAUGGCAUAGUUCUGAUGCACCGCGAAGAGAUCGAGCGAGCCGUCGGCAUAAACAUCACCAUGGUGGGAAUUGACGAGUGCUUGUACGAGAACCAGAUGUGCGAGGGUUCCUGUACCAACACUCUCGACAUAAGUGCCUUGCCUUACAUGGUGAAUGCCAACAAAACAGCUCUGGUCGGUGUCAGGGUAGACGUCCUAGCAGAAUGCACGUGCGGGGCAAGAAACUUUAGUAAAGAAGAAAAUUGCAGGAACACACCUUGCUACAAUGGUGGGAGAUGUAUAGAAACCCGGUAUAGUCUAUCGUGUUCGUGUCCAGCCGGAUACAAUGGACCACGUUGCCAGCAGACUUCACGUAGUUUCCGGGGUAACGGAUGGGCAUGGUAUCCAGCGCUAGAGAUGUGCGAUAAAUCCCACCUACACUUUGAAUUUAUCACUCGGAAGCCUGAUGGAUUGUUGUUGUACAACGGUCCGAUAGUACCGCCAGAAAAAGACGAGCUCAUGGUUUCAGAUUACAUCGCCAUCGAGCUCGAACGUGGUUUCCCACGACUGCUUCUCGAUUUUGGCUCGGGGACUUUAGAACUUCGAGUCAAAACGAAGAAGUCUCUCGACGACGGCGAAUGGCAUAGGCUUGACAUAUUUUGGGACACGGAGAACGUCAGAAUGGUGAUCGAUUACUGCAAGUCCGCUGAUAUAUCCGAGAUGGAGGACGGCACUCCUCCCGAAUUCGAUGAUUCCAGUUGUCAAGCUCAAGGCACUAUCCCUCCCUUCAACGAAUACCUCAACGUCAACGCUCCCCUUCAACUAGGAGGUUUGUACGUGGAACAGUUCGACCCGACUCACUAUCACUGGCAGUACAUGCCGGUAGGAAAGUCUUUCGACGGUUGCAUACGAAACCUGUUUCACAACUCGAAGCUCUAUGACUUGGCUCACCCAGGUCUAUCGAGGCAUAGCGUGCCCGGCUGUCCUCAAACCGAAGAAAUGUGCGGUCGAUCGGACACGACUUCGCGAUGUUGGGAACACGGUACUUGCAUCGGAAGCUUCAACGAGGCCAAAUGCCAGUGCCACCCUGGCUUCACUGGUCCAGCUUGUACUCAUGCUACGAUUCCGACGUCUUUCAAGCCACAGUCCUACGUUAAGUACGCACUCAGUUUCGAGCCGGACCGGUUUUCCACACAAAUGCAACUGAAAUUCAGGACGCGAGAAGAACACGGCGAACUUUUCAGAGUCUCUGACCAGCACAAUCGCGAAUACGCCAUUUUGGAAAUAAAGGAUUCGCGUCUCUAUUUCAGAUACAAUCUGAACUCGUUGAGAACCGAAGAGAAAGACAUAUGGCUGAGUGCGGUACCGGUGGAUGACGGACAAUGGCACGUGGCUCGAGUGAGUAGGUACGGAUCAGCAGCCACUCUGGAACUGGACGGAGGCGAAGGAAGAAGGUAUAACGAGACGUUCGACUUCAAUGGUCACCAGUGGUUGUUGGUGGACAAGCAGGAAGGAGUGUAUGCUGGAGGUAAAGCAGAGUAUACAGGGGUGCGAACUUUCGAAGUCUACGCCGAUUAUCAGAAAGGAUGUCUGGACGAUAUUCGUUUGGAAGGAAAACAUUUGCCAUUGCCACCGGCUAUGAACGGUACUCAAUGGGGUCAGGCGACGAUGGCUCGAAAUUUGGAGAAGAAUUGCCCUUCAAAUAAACCGUGCGCGAACGUUAUUUGCCCGGAACCUUUCGAAUGUGUGGAUCUUUGGAACGAUUAUGAGUGCACAUGUCCCCAAGGUUACAAAUUCCACGAGAGCACAUGCGUCAACGAGAACGAGUGCAUGUGGCUACCAUGCGUUAACGGCGGCAUUUGCAAGGACUACGAGCCGCCUCUCAGGUACGAGUGCAUUUGCCCUUUGGGCUACACGGGCGGGCAUUGCGAGCUGGAGCUGGCGUCUGCAGGUGCCAUCAUGCCCUCUAAGGAUUUCAUUUUAGCCGUGAUCGUGUGCCUUUUGGUGUUGCUGGUCCUAGUGUUGGUGUUCGUGGUAUACAACAGACGCAGAGAGGCGCACAUCAAAUAUCCCGGCCCCGACGACGACGUCAGAGAGAACAUCAUCAACUACGACGACGAGGGAGGCGGCGAAGAUGACAUGACCGCCUUCGACAUCACGCCCCUACAGAUCCCCAUCGGCGGACCGAUACCCGAACUGGCCCCUCCUAAAAUCGGAUUUUCGAUGUUGGGAGUGGGACAAGAACCGAACGUCGGCGUUUUCAUCGACGAGCACAAGAAGCGAGCGGACGGCGACCCGAACGCGCCUCCUUUCGACGAUCUGCGGAACUACGCGUACGAGGGCGGCGGCAGCACUGCCGGAUCGCUCAGUUCUUUGGCAUCGGGUACUGACGACGAAGUUCAGGAGUACGAUUACUUGGGUGCCUGGGGACCGCGUUUCGAUAAGUUGGCAGACAUGUACGGCCCUGGCGAAGAGACUGAACAAGACGAAUAAGCAUACAGCCUACCCUCCUCUUUAGCGAAAAACACAUUCCUCCAUCUGAAAUGCUUUUCACGUAUAUCCUGCGUGUUCGAUGAGACUGUACGUUUGCGGUUAUACCGCAAUCUAAGAUAAUUCUAGAGAAUUUAUCUGGCACGUUUUUGUUCCAAAAAUACCACAUAAUAUAACCAUAAAGGUAACGAGUAGGAAUCUCUAUAGACUCUUGUGAUUCGUCAAUUUUGUCCAUACGGCUUUCUUAUCUUGAUUAGAGGUUCCAACAAGGAACGUGACGAACGUUCAAAACGCGUGAGAUGCAAAUAAUAAUAAUUGGAAUUAACGUAAACUGAAUGUGAAAUCAAUGUGAAAUAGUUCGUGAUAAUUACAUGAGAAUAUCGUGUGAAUCACGUGAGAUUAACCUGAAUGACAUAGAAAUUACGUCAAUAUAACGUUAUGAACCUGAAAAGCAACUCUACGUUGUUUUCAUACUCUUUCAAGGGACAGAUAGAAAAAUUGAAGAUUCGCAAAUUCAAAGAGAUAUCAUUUUAGACCUAUCCUGUUACGACCAUAGUCAUAGCUCUACGCCCACAAUAGAAUAAUAUUAACUAUAAGUAAAUAUAGUUAUUAUUCAGUAGCAGAAUGUUAUUUAUUGUAAUUGUAAGUUGUCCCACUGAUGAGUUGAAUGUGGCGGGCUAUGACUUCGGUUACUAACAAUAAUUUUAAAAUUUUUAGCUAGUGGAACUUUUGAUACCUAUACCUACUUCAUUGUUUAUCUCACUGCCAGUUCUCACUGAAACACUGCUCGUUUUACCAUCUUUUACAGCCCAGUCGACUUUAUGUGGUGUUUUGGGGAUGUGCCGCAUGUUGCAAUUAUUAAGAGAGAGUCUAAAUCUUUCGAAGAAUCACCAUCACGUGAUAUGUUGAGAUUCGUGCUUGUUUAGUGAUUUUUGCAAAACUGGUGGAGGCAUGGCGUAAGCCCAUUGGUAUACAAAUUUGGCCCGUUAAUAUUUCUAGAUUUAUCUGGGCAUGUAUCGAAAGUGUAUCACGUGAUUUAGUGUGACCGAUAUAAGGAUUUCGGGUAUAUAUGGGAAUUCUUCGGAAGAUAUAGCUUCAUGUCAAUCAUUCGUUGCAUAAGUUUUAAAUCCAAAGCACUAGGGAAGUUUGUUCGAUGCAAUUCGGUGGUAUACCUAAUUUUGUGAUGUUUGAUAAACUGAGGAUACCGAAAAAACGGAUAUGUGAGUGAAUGACUUCUUCCUGGAAAAAUGUAGACGAUUUCGGAGAGAACUUUUACUAUUCCAAAUUGGAAAGCUAUAAGUUUGUUCUACAAGCUCAUAAUGAAAUUCGGAAUACUCCUGGCCUAACAUAACUUGAUUAGAGGAAAAUAUAUCACAGUCAUCUCCAUGAAAAGAGGAGAUAAUAACAUAUGUCAACCGAUAAAAUGAAGGGUUUGAAUGUCGUACCGCAAUGUAUAAAAACUUAUGAUUUAGGGUACCUAUACCCUAUACCUAUGAAAGUGAAAGAGUUAUUUAGAACAAGAAUAAGAAUUGUUGUUAUACCAACUCUCAUCAUAGUUCUGCAUUAUUCUUCUAGCUGUACCCUAAAUUCUUAGUUUAUAUUUAUUGUUGUAGGGCCACUUUUCAACAAACACUAUAAAUGUUCAACUCCAGUGAAAGACCUUUUCAUCGUUUUUCCAAAUGUGAAGAUUUACAAGGUGUUAUUUAAGUAUCUGGUCAAACUUCAAGGGUUAAUCAUUUUGGUGAU
Molecule: messenger RNA, 6438 nt
Organism: Phaedon cochleariae (mustard beetle)
Lineage: Eukaryota; Metazoa; Arthropoda; Insecta; Coleoptera; Chrysomelidae
Source: the annotation of a GenBank genome assembly